Saccharomycodes ludwigii is the source of this 2781-nucleotide messenger RNA. RefSeq names its product Hsp70 family chaperone LHS1 (gene LHS1). Bases 1 to 2781 code for a protein of 926 amino acids. Gene Ontology annotation, biological process: endoplasmic reticulum unfolded protein response; negative regulation of hypoxia-induced intrinsic apoptotic signaling pathway; cellular response to hypoxia. NCBI's taxonomy places the organism in Eukaryota, Fungi, Ascomycota, Saccharomycetes, Saccharomycodales, Saccharomycodaceae. Gene Ontology annotation, molecular function: ATP binding; ATP-dependent protein folding chaperone. The transcript has a single exon. Gene Ontology annotation, cellular component: endoplasmic reticulum chaperone complex. The record is from RefSeq and is a predicted model, not a curated record.
AUGAGGUUCAAUUUAGGAAUAGUUAUAACAUUUAUUUUAUUGGGACUACCUCAAAUUAUAUCUUCCUCAGUAAUUGGUGUAGAUUACGGCCAAGACUAUUCUAAAGCAGUAGUCAUAGGUCCACAAGCGCCUUUAGAGAUAGUUUUAACUGAUGACUCAAAAAGAAAACAAUUGACUGGUGUUUUAAUUAAAUCUUUGGGCGCCACUGCCAAAAACGAUGACAUAGAAAGAUUUUAUGGUUCAGAUAUCCAGUCUUAUAUGACUAGGUUUCCCCAAAAUACAAUAACCGGAUUGAAAAAAUUAUUAGGUAUAAGUAACACAAACGAUGUUCCACAACUUUACCGAAAAAUGCAUCCAGGUUUGGAAAUCAUUAACAAAACAACAACAGGCACUUCUUCCAAAAAAAACAAAAGCAAUGGUAUUUCAAUAAUGGUUGACGGAAUUGAAUAUCCUAUCGAAGAGUUGAUAGCGAUGGAUUUGGAACAAAUAAUUUCAAGGGGAGAGGAGAUAUUUUCUAAAAAAAGCAGAAGUAGCAAUAACAAUAAAAAAACUUAUUAUGGAAAUGCUUUAGAACAUUUGGGAUUAACAAUCCCUACACAUUAUACCGAAGAACAACGCCAAAAUUUGAUUGACAGCGCUAAAUUAUUGCAUAAUAUUCGUGACUUUAGCGGGUUCGUCGAUGAUGGCUUAACUGUGGCCAUAAAUUACGCUUUAAAGAGAAAACAUGAAUUUGAAAUCAAUAAGGACAAUGGUGGUAAAUAUUUGAUUUACGACUCAGGUGCUGAUUCUACAAAAGCUUCUCUUGUUGAGAUUUCUAGUGUCAAUGACACUUUAACUGUGGAACUAAUAGGGUAUGGAUACAAUUCUGUUAUUAGUGGCAACCAAUUAACUUUGGAGCUAGCUAAUUUGAUUACUUCCAAGUUUUUGGAACAGUAUGAGACGAAAGUUACUUUAGAUGAUUUGAAUAAGCAUUACAAGGCUCAGUCUAAAAUAUUACAAGCCGCUGAAAAAUGCAAAUUAGUACUAAGUGCAAACGCUGAAGCGCAUGUUUCUAUUGAAAGUUUAUACAGCGAUGAUUUUGAUUUUAGAACCAAAAUUACAAGGGCCGAGUUUGAGAGUUUGAUUUUAUCCAAGUAUAAUAAUGAUAUUUUGGAACCAAUAGAACAAUCUUUUGAAUUACUAACUGCUGGCAAUGAUACUUUACAUAUUUCUUUGGAAGAUCUAAAUUCCAUAAUUUUGACGGGUGGUUCAUCUCGGGUACCAUAUAUUCAAUCUGUCUUGACUGAUUACGUUGCUAAUCCAGAUUUGUUAUCUAGGAGCGUUAAUGCAGAUGAAUCUUCUGUCAACGGGUUAGUUUUCAAAACUGUUCAGUUGUCCAAUGCAUUUGCGUUUAAACAGAAAAUUAAUGUUAUUGACCGUUCUGUUUAUGAGUAUUCUUUGAAUUAUAACGGUAUGAAUUAUACCAUUUUCCCCAAAGGUUCUGAAUUUCCAAGUGAAAAGACAAUUUUAUUGUUACCAGAAGAAAAUGCUAAUAGAAGCAAAGAAUUUGUUUUCAAGUUGGGAGAGUUCUCACAACCAAAAGACAUAGGUUUUUCUAAAGAAGUUAAAAUUAAAAACAUUUAUGGCAAUACCAAUAGCAAUUUUAAUCUAAGUAACUGUGGGGGGGAGGAAUAUGGCUUUAAUGCUACAUUUCAAUUGGAUGCAAAUAGGAUUUUCAAUGUUGUUAAUGUGGAACCUAUUUGUCUAAUUCCAAAAGUACCAACUGAGGGCGCGAAGUUUAAAACUAAUAGUACUGUUGCUGUGAAAAAUAAUAAAAAAAAGUCUAUUAAAUUAACUAUAAAUUCCGCAACGUAUCCAGCAUCAAAAAGAACACCAUUGAGUAAUUUUGAGGUUUCUAAGAUGAAACAACACUUGCAGAAUUUGACCUUUAAAGAUGAACAAAGAAAAAUAAUUCAAGAAAAAUUGAACGCUUUGGAAAGUAAGUUAUAUGAGUUUAGAUCAUUUUUAGAAGAAUAUGAUGAUCAAGACACCAUUCCAAAUGACGAAUUUAUUACUGCAAACAAUUUGAUUACAGAUUAUUUGGAAUGGUUAGAUUUUGAUAGUGCAGGAUGUACUACCAAGGAUAUCAGUGGAAAGCUGGGAAAUGUAACCACCGUUUUCAAUAGAAUUAGUAAAAUUAUUAAGUCCACAGAGGAGGACUUGUCAUUUGAUUUAUUUGAGCAAUACUUAAGUGAAGGUGAAGAGUUUGUUUAUAACAUGACUCAAUUGGAGGAACAAGAAGCUGAGGAUACCUUAGCUUUAUCGAAAGAGUUUCAAGAAUUGGAAUUGGGUGAUGUUAUUGAGGAGUAUUCUAAAGUGGAAAUACCCAAAUAUAUUGGUGAAAAAUAUAAUGUUUUCAAGAAAAAUUAUCAAAGAUUUAUUGCCAUUUUGGAAAAAAUCCAUGAUUUACUCGAAGAACAUGAGGAUUCUUUUGAUAAACUUGAUAAAUUGGGUUUGUAUGAAUUGAAAGAGAGUUAUUUGGAUUUAUACGAAAAGAAACUUCCAUAUUAUUUAAAAAACGCUCAAGCUAAACAUGUUUAUAUAAUAAAAGCUUUAAGAGGGAAAAUCACCAAGAAGUUGAGAAACAUGAAGAGGGAACAAGAAAGACAACAAUUCAAAUUGAAUAAUGGCACUCAUUCGUCCGUAAAUUCUACUGAUACUUUUAGUAGCGUUAGUAAUAGUAGUGUAUCCACAUCCACAUCCACAUCCACAUCCACGAUUCUAGAACAUGAUGAAUUGUAA